This is a messenger RNA of Chara braunii, 950 nucleotides long. The record is from the annotation of a GenBank genome assembly. Lineage: Eukaryota; Viridiplantae; Streptophyta; Charophyceae; Charales; Characeae.
GUGCUGACACCAAUAGAUAGGAAUGCAGGGGAUACCGCAGUCAUGUGCCCGAUCCUCUAUCAGCAUGGAUUUGGGAAGACCUUCGCUUGGGAGGCGAACUACGAGGUCAUCGGUGGUUUUGAGGUUGAAGACGACACCAUCAAGGAAAUCAGGAAGGAUUUCCAUCAGCACCGUUUGGAGACGAUCGGUAAAUGGAGGGUUGACGAUAGACUGGGAGCAGCCUACGUCAUCCUGAAGCAUAAGAACCUCACGCACUGGAGGCCUAUUGCACCAGCACCGGCGGACCCAGCUGCACUUGCGCAACGAAGAGUAGCGAGAGCACUGCGCUGUCUGCUUAAGCGACUCUCAGACAAUAGUACGUUCUAUCUAAACUCUAUUUCCAAUCUAGCAGGACAGUUGAAGGCUACAACGGUGAGAAUGAGAUCUGCAGGAUGCGAGCACGUAGUAGGGAGAUGCUACGACGUUAAGGACAUGUUUUCCAGGAUACCUCACGCUGCCGUUAAGGACGCGGUUCGACAACUGCUGAGGAAGUACGAAGACGAAGGGGUUAAACAGGUUAGGGUCUCCAUGAGGGGAAAGAUCUGUGCAAUUAGCUUGAAUAGGAGGAAAAUGGAUGGGUACGUGAGUAUCCCACUGAGGAGAUUGAUGGCAGCGAUAGAAUAUGAUCUAAGACAUGCGGUGGUCAAAUGCGGACAAACACUUGUGAGACAAGUGUCCGACAUUCCAAUGGGAAAGUCGACAAGUCCGAUACUAGCGUCCAUUACAUGUGCGAUGGCGGAGAUGCGUUUUUUGAGAGAACUGGGAUAUGACAGGAGACUGGUAGGAGGAUGGCGGAUCGUGGAUGACAUCACCAUUGUGGUAGGUCUCACGGCACAGGCAGUAAGCAAAGGAUACCAGGGGCAGAUUUUUUAGAAGUUCGAAUCUAUUUAUGAUAAACAUCUUGAGAUCGU